AUAUGUGUAUCCACAUAUUUAUUCAUUAUUUUAUAAAGAGCUUACUUUAGGGCAGUGAAAGCUACAGUCUAGGCCUAUGGGUGUAACUUAGGACUUUGAGCCUGUCCUCAAGACAACAUCUUAACUCAUCAGCACCAGGAAGAAAAAUAUAUACGAAACCGAAAACACAGGAACAUGGUGGCCUAAGCUGGCCAGUGGCAGGCCGUUUACUUGUAGACGUGGCUGUUAUAACACACAGGGACUGUAAGUCACCGGGAAGUUGAGGCUAAAAGUGAAAGUAGUUGCUCGUAAUCCAUAAAAACAGCGAAAAUGACUUCCGUUGAGAUGCUGGCGGAGCGAUACUUGUCGCGCAUAGGGUUUGCUGGCCCGGCUGAGCCGAGCCUGGAGGUGCUGCGGUCGGUUCAUACCUGUCACCUGCUCUCGGUGCCGUUUGAAAACCUGACGGUACACAGCGGCGGGCGAGUUCACCUCGACCUUCCUCUUCUGUACGACAAGAUAGUGAACCAGCGCCGAGGCGGCUUCUGCUUUGAGAACAACGGUCUUUUCUCCUGGCUGCUGUCAAAGCUGGGCUUUCGGGUGACUCUGCUCUCUGGUCAGGUGAAGAAUAUGAUCACGGGCUGCUACGGGCCACCCUUCGACCAUUUGGUCCUCAUGGUGAGCCUUGAUGGGCAGCGCUGGCUAUGCGACGUCGGGUUCGGAGCCCCCUGCUUCAGUGCCCCUCUUUCACUUGAGACCAGCGAGCCCCAGGAGCAGGGCCACCGAGUGUACCGCAUCACAAAGCACAUGGGGAUGCAUUUUCUGGAGUGGCAGCGGGACGAGAACAGAGGUGCAGAUGGAGACUGGACAGAAAUCUACAAGUUCACCCUUGAACCCCGGUGUCGGGAGGACUUUGCUGAAAUGUGCCAGUACCACCAGAGCUCCCCCAGCUCCAUCUUCUUCUGCAAGUCCCUCUGCACGGUUUUAAAAAAUGGUGGAAGGCUCACCUACAUGGGCCGCAGACUGACCAGCACCACAUUUCCAACAAAGGGAACAGGGGAAGUGUUGCGAACCACAACCAGGGAACUUAAAGAUGAGGAGAUACCUGGUAUUCUAGCAGAGGAAUUUGGAGUUGUACUAAAUUCUCCACUUAUACCAAAGGAUGAGACAAUCACACCACCGCCAGUCAUGUACUGAUCAUGCUUCCACAUUGGAUAUCUUAACCCAUCCAUAGACAGAAUGAUGUGAAAUAUGUAUAUUCUCAUUGAGAGAUGACUGCAAAAUGUCUUUGAUUCAUACAUGUGAUACAAGAUUUUAAAGUAAUUUUCAACUCCCAAAUCAACCACAGUACUUUGCUCGUCUUGAGAACAGAUGAAACAAAAAAAAGAUAAAUUG
Messenger RNA from Perca fluviatilis (European perch), 1371 nucleotides. Its product is annotated as arylamine N-acetyltransferase, pineal gland isozyme NAT-10-like. The transcript has a single exon. NCBI's taxonomy places the organism in Eukaryota, Metazoa, Chordata, Actinopteri, Perciformes, Percidae. Gene Ontology annotation, molecular function: acetyltransferase activity. Bases 310 to 1173 code for a protein of 287 amino acids. The record is from RefSeq and is a predicted model, not a curated record.